Molecule: messenger RNA, 717 nt
Organism: Clavispora lusitaniae ATCC 42720
Lineage: Eukaryota; Fungi; Ascomycota; Pichiomycetes; Serinales; Metschnikowiaceae
Gene: DPM1
Product: dolichyl-phosphate beta-D-mannosyltransferase
Biological process (GO): GPI anchor biosynthetic process; dolichol-linked oligosaccharide biosynthetic process; protein O-linked glycosylation via mannose
Cellular component (GO): endoplasmic reticulum membrane
Molecular function (GO): dolichyl-phosphate beta-D-mannosyltransferase activity
Source: RefSeq, a predicted model, not a curated record
AUGGGAGACAAAUACUCUAUUAUCUUGCCCACGUAUAACGAAAAAAAAAACUUGCCGAUUCUUGUUUAUCUUUUGGAUAAGACUUUCAAGAAGGAAAAAUUGGACUGGGAAGUUAUCAUUGUGGAUGACAACUCACCCGAUGGAACUCAAGAUAUCGCCAAGAAGUUGAUUGAUGUUUUCGGUCCUGAGCACAUCCAGUUGAGACCAAGAGCUGGCAAGUUGGGUUUGGGUACCGCUUACGUGCAUGGUUUGCAAUUUGUUACAGGUAACUUUGUCAUCAUCAUGGAUGCAGAUUUCUCCCACCACCCAGAAGCUAUUCCACAAUUCAUUGCAAAGCAGAAACAAGGCAACUACGACAUUGUCACAGGAACUCGUUAUGCUGGUGACGGAGGUGUUUACGGCUGGGACUUGAAGAGAAAAUUGGUUUCUCGUGGUGCUAACUUUUUGGCCUCUACUGUGUUGAGACCUCAUGUGUCCGACUUGACUGGCUCUUUCCGUUUGUACAAGAAGGAUGUUUUGGCCAAGGUCAUUAGUGAAACUAAAUCCAAGGGUUACGUUUUCCAAAUGGAAAUGAUGGUCAGAGCGAAAGCUUUGGGUUUUACUGUGGGUGAAUGUCCAAUCAACUUUGUUGACAGAUUGUAUGGUGAAUCUAAAUUGGGCGGUGAUGAAAUUGUGCAAUACUUGAAGGGAGUGUGGUCUUUGUUCAUCAGUGUUUGA